UAAACAAAUACAUUACCUCUAACUGGAUUACAAUACAAAUAUUACAAAUGCCGCGGCGAAAAAGAAAUAAUAAAAAGUGAUCAACAUAAGAUGAUCUUCGUUCAUCAACACAUAAAAGUUAAAAACACACGGCACCACCCUCCAAGCUCUGAUUUGAGUCUUCCAACUCACUGAUUCGGAUUUCCUAAGAAUCAGGUAACAGAUCAUCCAAUAACAGAAAAAAGAUCCUAAAAACUAACCACGGCGAGAUCUGCGGAAGAGUACAAGAUAUCAGAUGCUGAACACAACGGCCUCUCUAUCUAUUUAAACAGCACCGAAGCAACAGAGUAGAAACAUAAGCACAACCUCUUCUGACUUGAGCGUCAGAGAUUCUUUUGCAAGGUGUUCCACCCGCGGUGUUUUAAAAGAAAGCCGACCUGUACCUCGCCCCGGCGAAUAGCAGCACAACCAAUCUGAAAUUACUAAAAGCUCGGAUCGCAAGGAGGUCGGCCUGGGUAACUCGGACGGAACAGUUUCAUUUGGGGUUGGUUGGUGCUUCUGAUUGAUUUGUUUGUGGGAAGAUGCAUCCUCCCUUAACGUUACACAAGCACCCAAUGUGCGCUGAAAUUAUUGAGCUGUUCCAGAAGUGUCAUGUGGAACACCCUGUUGGAAAAUUCUUUGGUGAAUGUACAGAUUUGAAAAUAAAGUUGGAUCGCUGUUUUAGACAAGAAAAAGCUCUGAAGCGAAAGGCUAACUUUGAAGAGAGCAAAAAGUUUAAGGAGCAACUUCGAGCUUUUAGGAAAGAAAAUGCUGUAAGUGGCAGUCAAUAGAACACAUAAUUUGGCACCAAGUUGGUAUGAUACACAUUUUGCCGCUUUCAAAAAAGAAUAUAUGGUCAUAUGGUGUAUCAAAUAUUGUUUACUUGCUGUAUUGAUGAAUCAAUUUGUAUGUAGUUCAAUUAUUUUACCUUUGACCAUGAGCAUAAGUGCAUAACAUCUUUUUUAGAUUCUACCUCAGAGUUCAAAGUUCUAUUAGGAUCAUGAAUUGAGAAUUUAUAAUGCCAAUUCUUGGCAUGAUAUAUCUGUUGCUUAUGACGAUUGAGGUUGAUGUAUUAGUUGCCUUAAGAGAAUAUCUAAUAAGAAGAGACAUUUAUCAGUUUUGAAA
This is a messenger RNA of Arachis stenosperma, 1143 nucleotides long. RefSeq lists its product as uncharacterized. Lineage: Eukaryota; Viridiplantae; Streptophyta; Magnoliopsida; Fabales; Fabaceae. The record is from RefSeq and is a predicted model, not a curated record. Gene Ontology annotation, cellular component: mitochondrion. Bases 561 to 809 code for a protein of 82 amino acids. The transcript has 5 exons.